AUGACUCGUUUGUCCUCGCUGCAGAGGAAGGCUGCGCUGGAGCUCAUUCAGGACGACUUGGGGAUCCUUGCGUCGGAGUACAUGGACGAGAAGGAGUUCGUUUUCGAUACGGAGUUGCUCUCUAUCGAGAAACAGAAGCGCCUUUUCGCAUAUGUCAAUUCCAUGGUGCGCGCCAACAGGGAGCUCUGGCUGCAGCAGCAGCAGGUCGCAGCGAACCUGGGAGGCGCGGCGGCUUACCGAGCCCAAGGAGGCGGGUCGACCGCGUCGUCCGCCGGUGGCUCUCCUUACCCAGUCGGCGGGGAGGGGGCCUCCGGCGUACCCGGCAAGGGCGCGGGGACGGAGGCCAGGAGGGGGAAGAAGAAGCGGGACGAGCGGAAUGGAGCAGGAAGCGACAGCAGCAGCAGCGACUCGGACAGCAGCUGCAGCAGCAGCAGCUCGUCCUUCUCAGAUAGCUCUUCGGCGUCAAGCUCUGACAGCGACGACAGCGAUGAUACCGACGACGAGAAGGCGGACGCAGACGAUGCGAAGAAACAGGCGCGUGCUGCGGCUGCCUCGGCGUCGACUGCGGACGAGGCGAUUGCGAUGCCAACUUCCCAAAGUAAAGACGGUAGUUCGUGGAACAGGGAUGCUAACAGCACAGCUCUGCUGCCAGGAGCGGGGGUGGGCCAUCACGCAGUAGCCGGCGGCGAGCCUGCAGCGGCGCCGUCCUCGGGGGCUGCGGCCUCUUCGGGAGGGACAGCAGAUGGUGGAGCCCAGUUGCUGACCGUGUCGGGCUCUAGCGGAGGCCCCCCCUCAGAGCGCGCGUCGCCUCCUCCUGGUGUUUCCUCCUCCCAUCAGGCGGACUUCCCGGGCGCGAGUGCGGCGACGGCGCCGAGAGACGGGCAUGCGUCCGCGGCUGAGAGGUUGGCUGCCGAAGGCGGCGCUGCGGCUGUCGCCACCUCGAGGGAAGAAGGCCGGCGCGAAGACGCAUCGGGCUCCGUCCCUGGACAAGGCGAGGGGAUGGAACCGGCGGCCCAUGCUGCGAGCUGUGGCGCUGGAGCCGCCGCGCGAUCUGGUGGCCUGCCGCAGUAUACCCCCGUGUGUGAAGAGGGGUCCGAUGAGAUUCGCGAGGAAGUCAUGGGGCGCCACGCGGAUUUCUUCGGCGCCUUCGACAGCCAGGCGCCCGAAGAAGGCAGCGAAGAGACUGUGGGGUCUCAGGGCCUAACGGCGGAAGCCAAGUCGACAGCGUGGAAGGAGUGGAAGGGCCAAGUCAUUCAGCAGGGCUUCGUCGCUCAGCGUGCGUAUGCCACGCAAGAUCGCAGCGUGAACGAAAUUAUCGCAGAAGGUUACGACGCUCGCAUAUAA
Molecule: messenger RNA, 1344 nt
Organism: Besnoitia besnoiti
Lineage: Eukaryota; Apicomplexa; Conoidasida; Eucoccidiorida; Sarcocystidae
Product: bromodomain-containing protein
Exons: 2
Coding region: 1-1344 (447 amino acids)
Source: RefSeq, a predicted model, not a curated record